GGCCAGACGAGACAGACGUUCAUUCGGCAAGCCACAAGUCAACGAGAUAAAACAAGCAUUUGUUAACCGAGGUCAAUCAUCCGGAUUUUGUAAACGUUACCAGCCAUGAACUUGAUUCAAUUUGCCAUGUGAACACACUGAACAUACGCUUUUUCAAGCACGCAAUCUGAUGUUAUUGCAUAAGCCUCAGUACAUUUUUGGCUAGUCCUUCGCGAAGAUCGCAAUCAUGGUCAAAGGACGAAAGUGGAUCUUAAAGACACAUUUUCAAGGCUGCCCGAAAGAAAGCGAUUUCGAAUUGGUCGAAGAGCUCCUUCCACCCUUAGAAGAUGGCGAGAUCUUAUUCAAAUCCGAGUUCAUUUCCGUGGAUCCCUACCAAAGACUCUUCUCUACUCACCUUCGGCCUCCGACAACCAUGAUUGGUAGUCAGGUGGCCAAAGUACUGGAGAGCCGUGAUCCCCAAUUCCCUGUGGGAUCGAGGAUCGUUUUGUACGCGGGUUGGGUCGAGACUGGAGUCACCAAUCCGUCCAAGUCGAGUGAGGACAUGUUUGGCCUGAAUCAAGUCGUUCUGGCCCCACCCAUCAGCGCGGAACUCUCGCCAUCGAUUCUAUUGGGCGUGUGUGGAAUGCCCGGAGUCACGGCCUACUUUGGCCUUUUGGAGCGAUGUGGCCCCCGAAAAGGAGAAACGGUUUUGGUCAAUAGUGCGGCGGGUGCGGUGGGUAAUGUGGUGGGACAAAUUGCGAAGAUCAAAGGCUGUCAAGUUAUUGGGGUGGCUGGAUCUGGUUCCAAAUUGGAGUGGUUGAGAAACGAGUUGGGAUUUGACCAUGCGAUUAGUUACAAAGAGGGAUCGCUUCAUCAGCAAUUGGCUGAGGUUGCUCCAGAGGGCAUUGAUUGCUUCUUUGAUAAUGUGGGAGGCCAAGACUCCUCCACUAUUUUGUGCCACAUGAACUCGGGUGGACGAAUUGCUGUUUGUGGAUCAAUCGCUGGGUACAAUCUGUCUCGGGUUCCUAUGGCCGAGGCGGUCCAAAAAAUGAUGGUUUUCAAGGAGUUGGAAAUGAGAGGCUUUCAAGCUUCAACUUUCAGUGAUCAGUGGAAUGGUGCCAUUAUGGAAAUGGCCCAAUGGGUUCAAGAGGGAAAACUUAAGGCCAAGGAAGUGGUGCUCAAUGGAUUCGAAAAAGUUCCACAAGCCCUUCGGGAGCUCUUCGAAGGCAAACAUAUGGGCAAAAUCGUGGUGAAAAUCUGAGUCCAAGCAAUAAUCAACAACCUUGGCUAACUGCAUUCGUCAUUUAAGAGGUGGUCACAAAAACACCUGUCAAGGGCAAAAGACAUGCAAUCAAGAUCAGGGUCUCUUUGUUUCGUGCCAUAAAUACAUAUUUAUUAGGGUCAAAUUCCCACCAGCAA
This is a messenger RNA of Tigriopus californicus, 1398 nucleotides long. Its product is annotated as prostaglandin reductase 1-like. The record is from RefSeq and is a predicted model, not a curated record. Gene Ontology annotation, molecular function: 15-oxoprostaglandin 13-reductase [NAD(P)+] activity; 2-alkenal reductase [NAD(P)H] activity. The transcript has 3 exons. Lineage: Eukaryota; Metazoa; Arthropoda; Copepoda; Harpacticoida; Harpacticidae. Gene Ontology annotation, cellular component: cytoplasm. Gene Ontology annotation, biological process: prostaglandin metabolic process. The coding region runs from base 227 to 1240 and encodes 337 amino acids.